Molecule: messenger RNA, 1137 nt
Organism: Maniola jurtina (meadow brown)
Lineage: Eukaryota; Metazoa; Arthropoda; Insecta; Lepidoptera; Nymphalidae
Gene: Coq7
Product: 5-demethoxyubiquinone hydroxylase, mitochondrial
Exons: 4
Coding region: 159-737 (192 amino acids)
Biological process (GO): determination of adult lifespan; regulation of gene expression; regulation of reactive oxygen species metabolic process
Cellular component (GO): nucleus; mitochondrial inner membrane
Molecular function (GO): 3-demethoxyubiquinol 3-hydroxylase activity
Source: RefSeq, a predicted model, not a curated record
UUUCACGUAUCUACAAACUGAAGUCGCGAUUUUUCAUGAAAAUAAAUAAAAAAAGUAGGCACUGAUUUAACGGAGCUUUCUCCGAGUUUGUGUGAAGUAAGUGUGAAUAUUUUAGUGAUUUUAUUGAAGAGUUGAAUAAAAUACACGAAUAAUCGAGGAUGUAUCGUCCACCGCCGAUUCUCCAUCACGUCAGAAGGGCGCAUUCGGCAACACGCAAGAAGAAUCCCCAUUUGGACGCAAUAAUCCGCGUGGACCACGCCGGCGAGCUCGGCGCAGACCGCAUCUACGCGGGGCAGAUGGCGGUGCUGGGCAACACCGCCGAGGGGCCGCUCAUCAAGCACAUGUGGGAGCAGGAGAUCAAGCACCGGCAGAAGUUCGAGGAGCUGAUAUCCAAGUACCGCGUCAGGCCGACUGUCAUGACUCCCAUUUGGAAUAUCGCGGGAUUCGCUCUUGGGGCUGGUACCGCCCUCUUAGGCAAAGAAGCAGCUAUGGCUUGUACUGUAGCCGUCGAGACAGUGAUAGUGGAUCACUACAAUGACCAACUACGAACCCUGAUGGAGGAUCCGAAUGUAGACAAAGACAUCCUACAGACUAUCACCCAGUUUAGAGAUGAGGAGUUGGAGCACCAUGAUACAGGGUUACAUCACGGGGCGGAACAGGCCCCGUUCUAUAAGGCCCUCACUGAAGUUAUUAAGGCUGGCUGCAAGGCUGCUAUUGCUGUGUCUAAGAAGAUCUAGAUUUUUAUAUCUGAGGAAGGUGUGGACUGUAUUAUAACGCGAAUUAUAGUUAAGGAGCAUUUCUCAUUACCUCAAAUAGGUAUAGUGUUAGGUAAGUACAUAAUGUAUUAUAUAGUUUAUAAUGAUUAUGACUUACGUUAAACAUUUUCGGUCUUACCACAAAUAAUUAAACAAUCGUUAAACACGUGUUUAUUUUAAACCUGACAGAUGUCCCAUACGAAAACUGCCAAAACGUCAGUUCGGUCAUCAGUUAGCUUACACUUGAUAUUUUUUGUGGUAAGUUCGUUUAUUUUUGUAAUAUCGUAGUUUGACAAGCUCUAGUCUAGAUUUAGACUAUUUUUACAAUACAACUAAGCUUGGUUGUAAUUUUUGAAUUUAGUGUAAUAUAUUUGGAAAAGUA